Aspergillus viridinutans is the source of this 1419-nucleotide messenger RNA. RefSeq names its product phosphotransferase family protein. Lineage: Eukaryota; Fungi; Ascomycota; Eurotiomycetes; Eurotiales; Aspergillaceae. Bases 1 to 1419 code for a protein of 472 amino acids. The transcript has a single exon. The record is from RefSeq and is a predicted model, not a curated record.
AUGCGGACACGCAUGUGCUUUGAUGACGUUGCAUGGGAGCAAAGUGACGCUAUCUCGGAUGCUUGGGUGGCAGACCUGUUCAAGACGGAUACUUUGAGAGCAAUCGGCGAUUUUAUCGUGAAGCAUCGAAAAGGAGUCCCUACCGAGUUGUGUGACCCCAAGGCAGGUGCGUUUAAUGUAUCCUUUCGGAUGAAAUUCGAGGAUGGUGGUUCGGCAAUGAUCCGCUUUCCCAAGCCUGGAGCUACUAUGUUUCCCGAAGAGAAGGUUCGGAACGAAGUCGCUAUCAUCAGGUACAUCCAGGACCAUACAUCGAUCCCUGUACCAUUCAUUCUGCACUGGGGAACAAAGGAAGAAAGUCCUCUCGGUUUGGGCCCAUUUAUUAUCAUGGAAUAUAUCGACCACGCCAUGGAUUUGGGUGCAGCGCUAAAUACGCCAACGCUCAAUAUUGAAGAUCGUCCAAUCCUUGAUCCGUAUAUCAAUACAGAUAAGCUUGAAAUGUUAUACGGACAGCUUGCGGAUAUCUUGCUUCAGCUGUCAAGAUUAUCAUUGCCUCAGAUAGGAUCUCUUACCCAGAUUGACGAUUCCACAUGGGAAUUGACAGCUCGGCCCCUAUCAAUCAAUAUGAAUGAACUAGUCCGUCUGGGGACUUUACCACGGUCGAAACUGCCAACCACCACCUUCAAAACAACGCCGUCUUAUUUUAGAGCGCUCUCGGAAUUACAUAUUGAACAUUUGAAUCAUCAACGAAAUGAUGCAGUCGAAUCUGCGAGUGACUGUCAGCGGAAAUUCAUCGCCAGACAGCUCUUCAGUAAGCUCGCCAGAGAAGGCCGACUUACUUCCUUUUCUGCAAGUGAUUGCGGACCCUUUAAGAUAUGGUGUGAUGACCUUCGACCCUCCAAUGUGCUGGUCAAUGCAAACUUGCAGAUUGUUGGGGUCGUGGACUGGGAAUUUACAUACGCAGCACCAGUUGAGUUCUCCUACGCGCCACCAUGGUGGCUGCUUCUCGAGCAGCCGGAAUACUGGCCGGACGGGAUUGAGGCUUGGACGAAGGCCUUUGAAAUUCGUCUACAUACGUUCCUAAAAGUGCUCCUCGAGCGUGAAGAAGCAGCUAUUAAGCAGGGCAAGUUAAAGGAGGACCAAAGACUUUCUGGUCCAAUGCAACAGAGCUGGGCAAAUGGCGACUUUUGGGUCGCAUAUGCAGCGAGAAAAAAUUUCGCCUUUGAUGCCAUCUUCUGGCAGAAACUUGAUCAUCGGUUCUUCGGGCCAUGCGCAGUUGCAGCAGAAGAUAGGUGGGAAAAGAGGAUUGACCUGCUUAACGAAGAGGAAAGAAAGUUUAUGGAAGAGUUUGUGAACCGGAAACUUCAAGAGAUGAAAACCAGGGUCUUGGCAUGGGAACCGGAUGAGGUGUGCAAGCAUUAG